AUAUUAGAUACAAAUCCAAAAUUAUGCUUUCAUCUUCAACAACAAAGAUUAAUAGAAUAUAUUAGACAAGGAAGAAUAACCGAAGCUCUAGAAUGUGCACAGGAUGAAUUAGCACCACUUGGAGAAGAAAAUACUGAAUUUCUUGAAGAACUUGAGAGAUCAAUGGCAUUAUUAGCAUUUGAUAAUACAUCCACAUCUCCUGUAGGAUAUUUGUUCCAUACAUCACAACGUUUACAUACAGCCAGUGAGCUGAAUGCUGCAAUUUUAACUUCACAAAGCCAACAAAAAGAUCCAAAUUUACCAAAUUUAUUAAAAAUGUUGGUUUGGGCUCAAGAUGAAUUAGAUGAGGAAGUAACAUAUCCUAAAAUGGAAAUGGAUAAUGCUGCUACCGCUAGAGUUUCCUGCUGUUCUAGAGAGUAUCAAUCUUUACUUUUUUCUUUGGAUGGACUUGG
This is a messenger RNA of Entrophospora candida, 452 nucleotides long. The record is from the annotation of a GenBank genome assembly. NCBI's taxonomy places the organism in Eukaryota, Fungi, Glomeromycota, Glomeromycetes, Entrophosporales, Entrophosporaceae.